Letharia columbiana is the source of this 369-nucleotide messenger RNA. RefSeq lists its product as uncharacterized. The record is from RefSeq and is a predicted model, not a curated record. The coding region runs from base 1 to 369 and encodes 122 amino acids. Lineage: Eukaryota; Fungi; Ascomycota; Lecanoromycetes; Lecanorales; Parmeliaceae. The transcript has 2 exons.
AUGGGACAGAAUACUUCGGGAACGAUAUCCAGUAAGGCCAAACAUGAAAGCAGUAGUACGCCUAGUGGUACGCCGACUCCCGCUCCGAUUGCCGCUGAUCGAUUAGAUGACGAUGCAGGCUUAGAAGAUGAAGUGGUCGAUGAGCUUGCCGAUUUCGAAGCCGUUGCAGGUUUCGAGGAGGUGAAUGCGGUGGCUGAUGUGGAGGCAGCUGGAGUGGAUGAAGUUGCAGUCGACGCAUUGCUUACCUGGGCUACUCCGAAAAAGCUUCCGAUGCCAGGGGCAUUCAUGGUGAAGUCAGAGGUAUCGCAACAGCCAGCCGCAGCCUGCGAGCUGCCUUCCACCGCUCCACAGCACCAAGUGUCCGUAUAA